Molecule: messenger RNA, 5350 nt
Organism: Haliotis rubra (blacklip abalone)
Lineage: Eukaryota; Metazoa; Mollusca; Gastropoda; Lepetellida; Haliotidae
Exons: 4
Coding region: 137-2113 (658 amino acids)
Source: RefSeq, a predicted model, not a curated record
GAGGCUGGGACACGGAUAUGACGUGAAUUUGGCUCUCUACAAGACAUGAUCAUUGUGUAGAUUGAAAUUGUCCAACAUUUUGCCAGCGAACACAAUCGCCAAAUGCUCACUGUCGUCAUGCUGUUGACUCCACACCAUGUGUGAAUCGCCAUCUGCUGGCACAAAACGACCACUACCAGACAGUGUCACGGACCACAAGCACAGUAAACGGCAACGAGGAGAAGCAUCUUCAGAUUCCCAGGACCCGCCUGACCCACCUGAUGAUGAGGUGUUCGUGGACUCGUCCUGGCUGUACAUGGACUGCAGUUAUUGCAAUAAGCACAUGACUGAGAUGCUAGAAUCGCGAUUUCACGGGGAGAAGAUUGUCCUGCAGAUGCAUGCCAAGUACAGCGUGUUCAGCAAGAGCAGCAGAGGCUAUGAUGCAAGUAGGGAGGAGGUGAAGAUCUUCAAGGAUGAGUUCCUGAGGAAAGUCUGCAGUUUGCGGAACAUGAGAGGUGGUGUCUUAAUCAUCCAUGUUACAGAAAAAUCAGUGGAAAAAGGUCCAUCGCUUGAUGACUUUGAUCAAAAGGUUGGUGAAGAGCUGAGCAGAAUGGUAGAAGAUGACACAAUGUAUGUUGAAAACUAUGAUCGUCGCUGGUAUAUGGAGCAACAGACCUGUGUAGAUAAACAUGGGCAGUCGCAUAAUAAGACAGUUUACCUGGACUAUAUCAUCGUGAGUGUGAAAGGAUCAUCAUCAGUAUCAACAAAAGACUUCAAUACUCUUGUCACAUGGGAUGGAAGCAAAGAAAGACCCAAGGCCAGGGAGAUCUCCAGACUGUUGUGGAAGAGUAACCUUCAGCCUUGUUUCCCGGAUGAGCCAAUGGAUGACUGUGAGUUUGUUGAAGGUGAAAGGGUGGAUCUAUAUGAGAGUCGAGACAUUCAACUCAAGAGACUAUUUGAAAAGGACCUUGUAAAGGAUCUUCAUGAUCAUCCAAGCUUGGCGGACAAGUCCCUGGCCUACAGGAUUGCCUUCAGGUUGACGGAGAAGCUACAUCUCUUGGAGUACUUGACCUCCUUUACCAAACUCAAGAACGGAGGCUCCUUCUUUUGUGGCAUCGAAGAGGAGAAAAUAGUGAUGGUGAUGGAAAAGAGUAAGAGUUCGAAGAAGAAUAAGAAGAAGAAAAAGAAAGGACAUGGUUUGAAGGCAGGGACAGAAGAGGACAAAGAUGAAGUUGAUUCCAGCUCUCACCUGACUGCAGCCAAUGUUCCUGUCGGUGCAGUGAACACAUGUGACUGUGGAAGUUCUCGUGUGGCAACUCCACAUGUUUCAGACGCUGGGUUUGAAGUGAUCACACACAUCUCUUCUUUGCAGAGAUUACAUUUUGUUUCUGGAAAUGAGAAAGGAGAGAUAGAAUUAGACAAGCACUGUACAAGAUGUGAUGGCGUAAAAACAUCAGACACCAGGCACUCUACAGAUUCAAAUUUGGUACCAAAUGCAACUAAGCAGAAUCAAGAUAUUUCUAUAUCAGCUCAGGAAUCAAAUGCUCAAAGAAAACCAACUUCCACAUGUACACAAUCUGGAGUUUCUGCCAACUGUGACUCUUCUCAAGGAAAUGGGAAUCAUGAAGAGGGUGUUGAAAAUGCCAAAAGUGAUGUGCCCUCAGUACUUGGAACAAUGGGAUCACCUCCUGCAGCUGCUUCUGCAGAUGGGGUGGUAAGCCAGGGCUACAAAACAGGCUAUAAUAUAGCAAAAGGCAUCACUCUGAUGCCAGAGGAGAGGUUAGAACUGCAUGCUGAGAUCAUGAAGUGUGUCCAGGAAGACAUGUUAUGGCUGCGGAGUGAUGGCAGUGUGUUAACGAGGGAGGAGAUAGCAGGUGAGGUGCACAUCCGAUUCCACUGUACAUCAGUGGUAUGUCAGACUUAUGUUGUGGAAGUCCGGUGCAGAAACAUUUUCUCAGGGAUUGUCUUUUACAAAAGCUGUGGCCCUGAUGCAUUCAGGCUGGCAGGGGUCUCGGAGAAGAGACCUCGGGUUAUUCGAAUGGAUCCAAAGGAGUGGAUCCUUCUGCUCAAGAAAGCCAUGGAGUGCGAUAACUGUGAGAGUCCUAUAUGGAAACUGAGAGCAGAUGAAGGGUGAUUGUCGGCGUGACUGUACUGCAUGGAGGCUUGGAGCAGAUGAAGGGUGAUUGUUGGUGUGACUGUACUGCAUGGGGGCUUGGAGCAGAUGAAGGGUGAUUGUUGGUGUGACUGUACUGCAUGGAGGCUUGGAGCAGAUGAAGGGUGAUUGUUGGUGUGACUGUACUGCAUGGAGGCUUAGAGCAGAUGAAGGGUGAUUGUCGGCGUGACUGUACUGCAUGGAGGCUUAGAGCAGAUGAAGGGUGACUGUCGGCGUGACUGUACUGCAUGGAGGCUUGGAGCAGAUGAAGGGUGAUUGUUGGUGUGACUGUACUGCAUGGAGGCUUGGAGCAGAUGAAGGGUGAUUGUUGGUGUGACUGUACUGCAUGGAGGCUUGGAGCAGAUGAAGGGUGAUUGUUGGUGUGACUGUACUGCAUGGAGGCUUGGAGCAGAUGAAGGGUGACUGUCGGCGUGACUGUACUGCAUGGAGCAUUGUUAUCAGGGAUGGCAGUUUUCCUCCAAUUCGCAGAUUUCUGCCGAUUUUAUUUCAAAUUGAUCCCCAUUCGAUGACACAAUAUUACGUUUUUAGCUGAAAAUAGAUUUCCCUGUUGCCAUCCCUGUGUUAUGGAAAUGGAGGGAAUCUUGUGAUAUUUUGUUGCCUUUUAGUUUGAUUUUAUGACUUGACUGUGACUGCAGGUGGUUUUAGGCUGUUAUAUUCAGACUGAAAUCUGGAGUGCUCAGAAACUGUACUUGUUUUUUAAAAGCUUUCAAAGUAUUUUUAGUAUUUAGAUUUAUAGAUGGAGUUACUGACUGGUAAAUGGCUGGGUUCUCAUGAUGUCAACAUUAACAGUUUUACCAGUUAAUGUAAUAUGAAGCUUGGUUAUAGUUUUACACCUGCCAUGUUGGAAGUCUCUAAACCUGCUAAAAUAAAUGUAUACUUGUCUUGGGAAUCGGAAACCAAAUCCACUAUCAAUUAUCGGAGGACUUGUGGUGAACGAUUAUCAAUUAUAAUCGAAAUAUGUACAUUUUCAAUGUGAUCACCAAUUUUAAGGGUUUUUUGCAGGUUUUUUCUAAUUAAUGUUUUUUUAUAACUAAUACUGUCAUGCAGUGACAUACACACAUGCAAGAACAAAUAUUUAUGUCUCAUUACGUUCAUGAUAGAUGUAAAAUUUAUUCAUAGACAGGUUACAGUAAUAUUUACUGUAGUGAUGAAUAUGAAACUAUGAAUACAAUGCGAAUAGCUUUACGUUGUUGAGCGCAUGUUUGUUCGUGAAAAUUCGUCAAAUUUAAUGGUUAGUUACUUCAUUCAAGUGUCUUAUACUAAUACAAAAAAUUCCAAUUAUCGAAAAUAUGUGUUUUGCAAUCCAUAAUUAUUUUUAAUCCUUCUUUCGAUGGAUUUUUUAUUAUUUUUCAUCAUUGGAACACCACUAAUAUAUACAUUCGUAAAGCUGAUCUUGGUGACAUUAUUUGGUCAGUCUGGUUUCCUGUCUGUCAGUAACAGGUAUGAAAUAUCAUGCCAUGGGUGGAGGUGCUGGACCACUGCCAUGUCGUUACCUGGACAUGUUGAAUGUAGCUUGUAGUUUGUGUAGAGAUGUUCACGAACAUUUUUACACCGGAUGUAAUUGCCUUAUAUAGAUUUAGUUGGAAUACUUAUAUUCUCUAAUGUUUGUUUACUGAUGGAAAUGCAGAUAGUAUGUAUACAUGCUUCACUGCAGUGAAUGUCACCAAGAUAUCCUGUGAUCAUGUGAGGAUCUCCGUAGCUCGUGACCACUCAGCUCGGUAACAUCAAAGUUUAUGAUCUCAUCACAAAGCAGCUCCCACAGCACUGAGAUCCAAUAAAACUGAUGUGAGAGAUACUGUGGCAGUGAAGUCACACCACAAUGUUCAUGUCGACUGGUAUUACUGUUUUGUAUACAGCAACAUUAACCAUGACCCGGUGAUUUGUCUGAUAGUCUCAAGACCAUCUUGAAAUAUAGAUUUGGUUGAACUGACAUUCAAAACAUAUUAAUAUUCAGUUUGCUAACAAUGACCUGUUGUAUAACACUGUUAUGUUUUGCUUUGCUCCAAUGCUGUGAUGGGGGAACAGACAAAUGUUUUAAAUAUUUUGGGGGUAAACCGAGCAAGACAAGCAAAACAAAAUGCAAAAAUGAUGAUUCAGAGAAGCCAGAGAGUGAGUGUAACUGGGAUAGACUCUGCCCCAAAAAGUCAAAACAAAAACCUGUUAACAAUGCAAAGACAUUUGUUUGAGUGUGUGAACCUGGACUGAUGUUGGAAGGGAGGAUAGACAGAUAAUUUGGGUGUGCCUUUGUGAAAAUAAAUAAGCUUUUUAUGAUUCAAUUAGAACGUCACAACAAUUAUGUCAUUUCAGUGUGUUUAUUGGGUUAUAAUACAGAACAGGAUUUCCAGUCAUGUGCGCUGGCAUUCAAAAUGACUGCACCAAUGAUAAGCUGUGAGUAUGAGAGUGCCACCAAGGAAUAGUUUGAUGCUGUGCAAAAAUAUGUUCUGAAUAAUUUUAAUUAUUAAGAUUUUUUUACAUUUUCCUUGAAAUGAAUUAUGGUGAAUAUUGUUUGUGUGAUUGUAGGCAUGUUGUCUGGAAACAGUGAAAAUAUCUCUUCUGUGCCAUGGCACGCAAAUUAAGGACUUUCUGUCAUUGGUUGCCACCAGUUCCCGUGACAUCACCAACUCAGCUGGCUGUACUAUUGACAAUGGUGACUGUUUACAGACUGAAAAUAUGGAAUAAUUCGUGUGGAUGAUAAAUACAUUCACUUCAGUGUCUUCUAUAUUCAAAAGUAGCAAGACAUAUUGAUGAUAAUAAUGACUUUGUUUCUUACAGAGGAAGUAAAAACAUGUGACAAGUAAUUUUGUUUCCUUUUGACCUGGAUAUUGACCAUUCUGACUAGAUAUUCGAGUUUGAAGGAACCCUGUUUGGACAUGUUAGCAUGAAACAGCCCGAUUUAAUUAAUCAUCAGUAAGUGAGACAUGGAGUGACAUGUUCUCAUUGUCAUGUGGUCAUGAUGAUCAUCAUGCACUACUAUAGGACAAGUUUGUACUUGACCAAUCCUGGCAUACAGCACAUUGUCAUAUCGUGACUAUAUCUUGGUUGCCUACUGUAUACUGCUUGAUUGUACUUGACAGUUGUAAACAUUUUCAUCCAUCUUUAUGAAACGUGCUGCAAACAUUAACACAUCAUUAUAAACUAUGGAUUUUGACACUGAAAUCACAACAGUGUGAAAUCACUGAAGCUAGUUCCAGCAAAUUC